AUGGCGUCAUUUCAAAUGGAAGGGGAAGCAGAUCAUUGGUGGGAAAUGAUCAAAAGUACUCGACAUGUAGAGACAUUAACUUGGAGACAGUUCGAAGACCUGUUCAUGGAAAAGUAUUUUCCUAACUUGCUAAGACAAGAAAUGAUUCAAGAGUUCCUUCAACUGAAACAAGGAAAAAUGUCAUUCACUCAAUAUGCGAACCGUUUUGAAGCUCUUUCACGGUACGCUUCAGCCAUAGUAGCAAAUGAAGAGGAUAAGGUUAGGCGAUUUGAAUGGGGCUUGGACACAGACAUUAGAGGAAGAUUGAUCGCAGUGCAACUCUCCACUUAUGCCCAGAUGGUGGAUCGAGCUUUAAUUGUGGAACGAGAGUUAGCAGAUUCUGAACGCAUUCGAAAUCAGCGAUCAAGGAACAACAACCAACCACGCGGAGGAGGCCCAGUCCGCAACACCAGAAACCAUCUUAUGCCAGCACUCUAUGCCGGAGGAAUACAACAGCAACAAAGGCAGAAUCGAGGAAACCAGCAAGGAGGAAACUUUGUAAAUGAGUGGAAAGGAAGAUGUUUCAGAUGUGGUCAACAGGGGCAUCGUCGAAGUGAGUGUCCUCAAGGUGGGGAGUAUUUUAUGGAUUAG
Messenger RNA from Camellia sinensis, 630 nucleotides. RefSeq lists its product as uncharacterized. NCBI's taxonomy places the organism in Eukaryota, Viridiplantae, Streptophyta, Magnoliopsida, Ericales, Theaceae. The record is from RefSeq and is a predicted model, not a curated record.